Austrofundulus limnaeus is the source of this 1215-nucleotide messenger RNA. RefSeq names its product thioredoxin-related transmembrane protein 1 (gene tmx1). NCBI's taxonomy places the organism in Eukaryota, Metazoa, Chordata, Actinopteri, Cyprinodontiformes, Rivulidae. Gene Ontology annotation, cellular component: endomembrane system. Gene Ontology annotation, molecular function: disulfide oxidoreductase activity. The record is from RefSeq and is a predicted model, not a curated record.
CGCACAGCGGAAGUGAGUGUUUAUCAGCGGACAUGGCGUGUGUGUUAGCUGGCAGGACGAAUUCAAAGAUGUUUUCUUCACCAGGACGAACUGAACGCCGCUCCUGGAUCUUUGUUUUCUUUCUGGUGAUGUGUGGGACGUCGAUACCAGUUUUGGCCAAGCCGGAAAGUCUGAGAGAAGUGACGGACGGGGACUGGGAGAAAAUCCUGACAGGAGAAUGGAUGAUUGAAUUCUAUGCGCCCUGGUGUCCGGCCUGUCAGCAGCUGCAGCCGGUGUGGAAGGAGUUUGCAGACUGGGGGGAGGACAUGGGAAUCAACGUAGCCAAGGUGGAUGUGACAGAACAACCUGCGUUGUCAUAACUACAUGACUGAGCAGCUGAGCAUUCCUGUCUGGGGUUCAUAUGUUAUCUUCGGUCUGGUCACCUUGUUUGCAGGACUUGCAUUGGGUCUACUGCUGGUGUUCAUCGCAGACUUCAUCUUUCCUUCACGGCGCUUUUCUUCUCCUGAUUACUACCAGAAGAAACAGGCACUGGAGCAGGCGCGCUUCAUCCAGCGUCAGGACGAGGACCAAGAGGCUGACGCAGAAGAAGAUGACGACGAUGAAGAGGAGGAUCACGAUGGGGACAAGGACGAGGUCUGGAGAAAGAGGAGAGGAUCUCCCGAGGGCCGCCCAGAACCUGAAGACGCUCUGAGGAAGAGGGUGGUGGGCAGCCGUGAGGAGGAGGACACCCGAGCGUGACGUGGCUCCUUUCCUCCUCCACCUCCUCCUGAUCGGAGUGGAGGAGGCGUGGUCCUGAGCAGCAGUGUUACAUGGAAGGAGUCCAAACUCUCCCUCCUCUCCUUUUAUAUCCUUUUCUCCUUGAUUCGAUCCAGCUUUGUUCGUCCUUCCUGGUUUUUAACAGGACUGCUUUAGACUUUAGCCACCUGGCUCCACCUGGAACAACAAAGACUCUCCUCACCUGUGUUCACCUGGCAGAGUGUGAAGUGCAGUACAGCUGAAGUUUUAAAUGCUGUUUAUGCUAUGCAUUGUUUGUUUGUUUGUUUUUGUUUCCCAACAGAUGGAUUAUAGUGUUUUUAUGAAGCUCGUGGUUUAUUUGCUUGUUUUACUCGUCAGCUCUCUUUUCAUUUAGAUGAUUUUAUUCUGCUUAGAAAAGCGUUUGAUUCUAAAAUAUUACUGAUUUGUGUUCAUGGUUUAUUAAAGACGGGGUUAAAAAAA